AUGGUAGUUGGAGGAGUACCAGUAUCAUCACCAGACGCUACUACUAUCACUAUUACUGACAACAACCAUGGUACAUUGUCGCUUGAUGGAGGGGUACUACCGCUGGAGAGUGGUGACGCUGGAGAAUGUUCCAAGCAUUCCCAAUACUGCUCGGCUGAGUCUGCUAGUAGCUCUUCGGAGACCGGAGGUAGCCCGGACUGCGAGAAUCCGUGAGGAUAUCUUACUGUUAAUGAUCAGCCUCAUGGGAGAGUUCGUUGCUGUUCAUAGGCUCUCAUCGCCCCAGGAUCCAUUGCUGAGAGUAAUCUUGAUAGAUUUAUUACUGUGCUUCUCUCAUCAGAAGGUAUUUGAGAACCAGUGGUUUCCCUUGCUGGACUAGUACACGCUACUGGUGGUGUAGUACUCUCCUCUCUCGUCUCCUUUCCUACGGCUUGGCAGGAUAACUGAAUUGUUAUCAGGCCCGAUUUGUGUGAUUAUUAUCAUUAUUAUCGUUGUGCACCAUCAAAGAUGCUUUCUGGUGCAUUAUGAUAAUGAUUCUAAUCAUCCCCAUCCUUUUCUAUCUACGUUAUCUAUAAUUCAACCAGGAUUUGUUUACAAGUCUACCCUUUUGGUUAACCGCUCCUCUACCAAGGACAUAGAAAACUGAUCGGCCAGAGAAGUGUUUGGUAUGUUUUCAUUCCCUCCACUAUCUGCUUGCUUAUAACGGUGGCGUCGCAGACCAUAGUUAACAUGGGUAGUUUAUCAACUAUCGCUCGCCAUGGCCAUCUAUCAAUAUCGGCCAACUGUGGUGGAUUCAUGCUUUAACGGUCCCCGUCUAACUGUACUGUGUGGGAGAAUGGAGACCAUUUGUAUUAUCAUUGGUAACUGCAGUGGGAGAGUUAUUCUUUGGAUCGUUUCAAGAUUGAUUGUUAUCCAUUAUCGUGCUGACUACUGUAAAAGUGCUCCAUAUUAUCGUAUUGUUAUCGGUUUGUGAAUGUACACGUAGCAUUAAAACUA
This is a messenger RNA of Perkinsus marinus ATCC 50983, 993 nucleotides long. RefSeq lists its product as hypothetical. Lineage: Eukaryota; Perkinsozoa; Perkinsida; Perkinsidae. The transcript has a single exon. Bases 68 to 376 code for a protein of 102 amino acids. The record is from RefSeq and is a predicted model, not a curated record.